This is a messenger RNA of Branchiostoma belcheri (Belcher's lancelet), 1226 nucleotides long. RefSeq names its product zinc finger protein 84-like. Gene Ontology annotation, cellular component: nucleus. NCBI's taxonomy places the organism in Eukaryota, Metazoa, Chordata, Leptocardii, Amphioxiformes, Branchiostomatidae. The record is from RefSeq and is a predicted model, not a curated record. Gene Ontology annotation, biological process: regulation of transcription by RNA polymerase II. Gene Ontology annotation, molecular function: DNA-binding transcription factor activity, RNA polymerase II-specific; RNA polymerase II transcription regulatory region sequence-specific DNA binding. Bases 97 to 1077 code for a protein of 326 amino acids. The transcript is spliced from 2 exons.
UGUCCUAUAACCCGUAACAGCUGUGACCUGAUUCAAAAUUCGUCUCCCUAAAAAUCUCCCGGCUCCUUGGUCUUCUGUAUCGUUUAUCCAACAGAAAUGGACAUCCCUAUCUACGACUGUCUCGCUGAAGCACUGCGCAUGCCCAACAAACAUGAGGAGACGGAGGCACCCAAAGAGGACCAGUCGUUAGACAUGGGAAGUGGACAUGACGAGGAGAAGGCAUUUUUAAGGCAGGAAACAAGCACUGAAAACCCUGCCCUUACAGACAGUAAUGUUUCAUCGCAUGACCAGACGGAUACAGGCCAGAUAGACACAGCAAAACAUACUGUGGACAAGCCCAAACGCUACCUGUGUGAGGUAUGUGGGUACAGAACAGCUGUGCGCUGCCACUUAUCACAACACAUGAGAAAACAUACUGGUGAAAGGCCCUACAAAUGUGACCUGUGUGAGUAUUCUGCUACACAGAAGGACAACCUGGACAAGCAUAUGUUGAUGCACAGUGGUGAGAAACCCUACAUGUGUGGGGAAUGCGGGUACAGGACAACCCAGAAGUCUCAUCUUGCCCGUCAUAUGAAAACACACACAGGAGAAAAGCCCUACCAGUGUGGGGAGUGUGGAUAUGGAACAGUCGACAUGUACAAACUUUCCCUACAUAUGACCAAACAUACAGGUGAAAAGCCCUAUGUGUGUCAGCAGUGUGAUUAUGCCACGGCCCGGAAAAAUAAUCUAGACAGACAUGUCAUGUCAAAACACACUGGUGGCUGUGGUGAGAGUAUUGUGGAGUGUGAGUGGUCAACUUUAGCCCUACACAUGAAAACACACACAGGAGAAAAAACCUAUGCUUGUAAGGAAUGUGGCUAUAUAACCAGUUAUAAGUCUCACCUAUCUAAUCAUAUCAGAAAGCAUACGGGUGAGAAACCCUACAAAUGUGACCAGUGCGACUAUUCUUCAGCACAGAAAUCAUGUCUAAAUCGACACAUGGCAAAACACACAGGUGACAAGCCUUACAUGUGUGAGAAGUGUGGAUACAGGACUGCUGAUAGAGGCAACCUUUUACGGCAUGUGAGAAAACACUAGGUUGACCAUCUGUACUCCUAAUGUGGAAUAUCUUACAGUUUUUAUAACUAAUGUUGUGGCUUCUGAAUUUAUAUCUUGUGAAACACUGAUAAGGCCACACAAAGUAAUUUUUAUGGAUGAAGUCCUCUGGAGACCCAAAUCUAAUGUGA